UUGGAGCGGAGAGCAGUGCGCAGCUCCAGCUGGGGAAUGGCGCUGACGUUAAAGUGAAAGGAGCGGGAGCGAGGGACAGGAGCCGGACACACAGCGAGUAGAAAGGGCAGCGGAGCACCCUUCCGGAGACUCGGCUCCGGUAGCGGAGAGGAAGGAGCCGACGAUACGGGGCCGGUGCCCCGGAUUGAUGACACGACCACCGGUUUCAUCUAGCGGUGGCGGGGGCUGCUGCUGCUGCUGCAUCCGAUCGCAAGCAGGCCCUUUGCUGUCCGUGUAAUGUUGCAGAACCACCUUCCUGGCCAUUGGAUCUCACUGUAGAUCUCAUUUACCCAGUCCACCAAAGCUGAUUUCUCAUGCUAUGGCAGUGGUCCCCAACCACCGGGCUGCAAAGCAUGUGCUACCGGGCCACGAGGAAACGAUAUGAUUUGGCGAUAUGAAACGAUAUGAGUCAGCUGCACCUUUCCUUAUUCCGUGUCACACCCACUGUUGAAUUUAAACGUAAACGAGGUCAUUACCCACGCGUCAUCCAUGUCAACACGGAAGAAGAUCAACUCCUCGAGCUUGCAAAUGACAGUGGGCUGAAAGAGUGAAGUAUGUGUGAACUAACAGCACAAGUCACAAGUAGUCUACUGCAGUUUCCAGAAGUAACCAUUGAAGCUCUUAGUGAUGAUGAUUCAGCACAAGAUGUAGGACUAUAUGGGAAAAUUGCAACAGGCAGAAAUGGAUUGUCUUGGCUGGCUUGUGGUGCUCAUUUGGAGCUUCUUAACUCGAUCACAGGCGAACGACUGUCUGCCUAUAGGUUCUGUGGAAUUGGGGAGCAUCCACCCACCAUUCUGGCAGUCAAGGAAUUUUGUUGGUUGAAAAGAACUGGACUAUUGAUUGGAUUAAAAGAAUCUGAAGGUAGCAUCCUCUGCCUUUACGACCUCUCAGUUUCCCGAGUGGUUAAAGCAGUGUUUCUCCCUGGAAAGGUAGUAGCUAUUGAGCCAAUUGUUAACCACGGAGGUGCAACAGCUAGCACACAGCGUUUAAAUCAGAGUCUCCGGUGGUUUUUUGGUAUAGUAGCAGUUGUAACUGACACUGGACAUGUUCUUCUUAUCGAUCUGUGUCUGGAUAAUUUCGCAUGCAGUCAAAGUGAGCAAGACCCAGCAGACCUUGAAGUGGUCAAUGGAUCACCUGCUGAAAUUCCACGAAUGAGGGAGAAUGUGAUGAGGGAAGGGCGACAUCUUUGUUUUCAGUUGCAGAGCCCAUCAGGGAUAGCAGCCACUGCAAUUCGAUAUGUCCUCAGAACAAAUCAGCUUGUUGUUGGCUUUGCAAAUGGUUAUGUUCAACUCUGGAACCUGAAGUCUUUAAAGAAGGAAUACCACUCUCAGUUGGAAGGAGGGAAUGUACCUGUGUAUGCAUUCACUUUUCAAGAACCUGAAAAUGAUCCUCGGAAUUGUUGUUACCUUUGGGCAGUGCAGUCUGCUCAGGAUGGUGAAGGAGAUGUGGUGAGUCUACACCUACUGCAGCUGGCAUUUGGUGAUCGGAAGUGUUUAACGUCGGGACAAAUCCUCUAUGAGGGCUUGGAAUAUUGUGAAGAGCGUUACACUCAAGAUCUUACAAAUGAAGUGCUUUCUUCAAGAAUGCGGAAUACUAAUGCUCGGCUGCUGUGCUGCCAGACUAUAGAGAAAUUUAGGAAUCAUGCUGACAGAGAAGAAAGUAUGACUGAGGCCACUUCACCGGACACCAGUGUAUCUGUUUUCAGUUGGCAGAUGAAUACAUAUGGGCAGCGCAAGCCCUCUACUUAUUUGGGCAUUUUUGAUAUCAACCGUUGGUAUCAUGCACAGAUGCCUGAUUCACUAAGAGCGGGUGAGAAGCUAGGUAACUGCCCCUAUUUUGCGUUAUGGUCUCUGGACACUGUAGUGGACAUGACCUUCCCGUAUUAUCUGCUGGAUGUCUCAGUACAUGAAAGAAGUCUGAGCCGUGGAGUUCCUCCUUCUUAUCCUCCACCUGAGCAGUUUUUUAAUCCUAGUACCUACAAUUUUGACGCAACUUGUUUGCUAAAUACUGGACUUGUACAUAUAACAGGUUCUGGGUUUCAAAAAGAGACUUUGAAUUAUUUGAAGAAAGCCGGUCCUUUUCUUAGUGAAGCUAUACCUGAUGGUUAUAGUCGUUGCCUGAUGGCUGGGCUUUUAUCUCCAAGACUUGCAGAUGUACAGCCUUCAUGCCUGUCACAAGAGGAAAAGCUUGAAGCCAUUUUGUCAGCAGCUGUGGAAUCUAGUUCUUUGGGUUUAAUAACUGGGUGCAUCAAACAAUGGACGAAAGAAGAACAACCCCGGUCAGCUGCCAGUUUGCGUUUUGUGCUCGAGUGGACCUGGAAAAAAAUAACUCGUACAAAAGAGGAACUGGACAACAUCUGUAUUCCACUUUUUGAUGGAUCGUGCCACUUCAUUGACCCACACACACUCCAGUCUCUACAGCACUGCCAGAUGUUACUUAGCAACCUCACCACCAUUGUUAGCUGUUUCCUUACAGAGGCCCAGGAGUUGACUGAGCGAGGACUGGUUGACUUAAUGAACAAGCGUAUUGUAGGCACUCUGCUAUCACAAUAUGCCCAAGUUGUUUUAUGGUUCUGUCGAGCAGGAUUACUUCCAGAGGGUUCAGAUGACACUGAUCUAUUACAAUUAUCCAGACCCAUCUACAACUAUCCAGUAAUACAAAACUAUUAUACCAACAGACGACACAAGUUGGAACGUUUGUCCAAAGGCAAAUGGUGUUCAGACUGCCUGUUAAUUGAUGGGAUGGUAUCGGAGACUGGGGAUCACAUCAAACAGUUGUGGAAGAAGGAUGAAGGAGGAACUGGGAAAUAUCCACCAUCAACGCUUCAUGCACUUCUUGAUGUAUAUUUACUGGAGAAUGUAGAUGAGACAACAAAGCAUGCCAUUGCUAUUUACCUUCUGUUGGAUGUUCUCUCAUCUGUUCCUAACAAGAACGAGUCUUCCAUUGAGUCCUUCCCACCUGCUUUUGCGAUACCUGUGGGUCUGGUGAACCUCAUCCAAGGUUUUUGGCUUCUGGAUCAUAAUGAUCAUGAGAAUGCUUUGGAUCGUAUUUUGCAUCCAGCUACCAGCAGAUCACUAUCUUCAUGGCAGCAUGUUCGGAUCAUACAGGCCUUGAUGUGCCAAGGAGAGUACAGGAAGGCUCUUCGAUACAUUCAGGCAAUGAAACCUUCAAUGUCUAGUAGCAGUGAGGUUAAACUUCACCUCACUGUCUUGAUGUUUAACAGAUCUAUGGUGGAGGCUUGGCAUCUACUUCGACUAAAUGCUAACAGGAUAAAUGUAGAGGAUCUAUUGCGGCACAUGUAUGAGCUGUGUCAGGAAAACGGGCUGAUGGAAGAGCUACUUAAACUGCCUUUUACUGGGACUGAACAGGAAUGUUUGGAGAAGUUUUUGAAAAACAGUGGAAAUCUUCAAAACCAAGAAUUUCUUUUAGUGCAUCACCUUCAACGUGCCAACUAUGUACCUGCCUUGCAACUUAAUCAGUCACUAAAAACAAGUUUGAAUGAUCAUGAUCCCCGCAUUCGAGAGAGAACAGCUGCUAGAAAUUCCAUCCUGGAACAGUAUGGAAAAGUGCUUCCAAGGAUACAGAGAAAACUAGCAACUGAGCGUGCAAAACCUUACCAUUAUUUAACAACUUUGCAUGAAGUUACACGGCCCAAGCCAUUAUCCACUGUGGCAAGGAGAUCUACUUCUGGAAGUGUGAUCACUCGUGCAACGUUCAUCAAUUCAGUGCUUUCAAAGGUUAAUGAAGUCUGGCUAAAGAAUAUGCAAGGAGCAACACCCUCACCUUUGAAUAGUCCUAGGUGCAAAGAACUGCCUUCUGUUAAUGUGACUCUAAAAACUUCUGAAGUACCCGAUGCUUUUGUUGGGACACCAAUCAAUACAAGCUCACAAAAAAUUUCCAGGUUGUUGGACUCAGUGAGACAGCUGAAGUCAUACACGACAUCAAAAGCAGAGCCAACGCAUGUGGAAACUAAAAGCAUUUUGAGGAUGACAGCUAGUCCUUUGGAGUCAUGUACAAUCAAUACUGCCCACUUUGGAAGCAUUUCUAAGGCAGCAGAACUAAAGCUUUUGCAAACACCUCCUGUGGUGAAGAGAGCAAGAGCAUUUACAUCAUCAGAAGCCACGUUUGCCAGUUUUACUCCUCAGUCCAUCUUGCGACCUAGCCUUCGUCCCACACCCUUGGCAUCACCGUGUGCCUCACCAAGUAGAUCUUCAACUCCUCCACUCCGUUCUAAAGAGACCAAAAUUUCUUUUGUGAAAGAGAAGCCAGCCAUUCGAUGGACAAAUAGGGAUAUAGCUGCAGAUGAAUUUGAGCUGCCGCCUUCAUCCAAACGGAUUCCACGCACACCGUCUAUUGAGUCAUGGCCUUCAACCACAGACAAUCAAUUCACAAAUGAACUUACUCCUGAAAAUGAAGUACAGUUUGAGCAUAUGGAAAUGGUUGAUCUUUCUGGUACUGACAAAGAUUCUAUUAAAGAUCAUAUUGAUAGUUCUGGAAGAACAGAAGACUUGUCAAUGGAGGAAUAUGUGGAUGCUGCUGAGUCCCUCGAUAGAGGGGACACAUCCAAGGAUAUGGGGAAAGUGGUUUUCGUGGAUGAGUUGAUCUUAAAUAUGGAGGAGAGGAUCUCAAGUUGUGAUCCUACAUGUGUGGAUGUUAUGGACCAGCGCACUACAAGUCACCAAGGGGCUGAAGUUUCCCAGCCUGAAACUGAGGAAGUGUCUGACAGUGAAAAACUGUUUAAUGCAGAUAAUGAACAAACCUUUGAAGACAUCAAUAAGAAUGGAAGUCCUUCACCAUGCUCAAGCAACGAUGCAGCUGUUCUGCUGACACAUAACCUCAUAUCAUCUGAUGAGGGUGAAACCUUGCAUCCAGAAAAGACUGAGGAACAACUGCUCUCUCAGGUACCAGAGGAAAAGGAAGGAUUGGUCGAGAAUGAAGACAAUUUGCAUCCAUCCAGUACAGAUUCUGAUUCUUUGAUUGUUAUUGGCGAUGAGGACAUUCCCAGAACAGAAUCAAGAAAUGAAGAAAAUGAAUCAGCAUUACCAGGAACUGAGAAGAAUGAUGAUAAAAUGAUGGAUGAUGUUGCUGAGUGCACACAGGAUGGGUCACUUUCAGUUUUAAUUCCUGUAAAUACUCAUCUUUUGCAGGAUGUGAAUGACAGAUUUGAAGUUGAAGGCCCAGUUGAAGUGUCUCACUCAACAGUUUCCAAAGAACUGAAACAGCAUGAAGGACCUGACUUGGAUUAUCCAGACCAAUCCAGUGACAAAGUAAACGUUGUGAGUGAUGCAGAAGGUGUUGAAGUUAAGGUUACACCAUGUCCUAACAUUCAAGAAAACUUCACUUUAAUAUUAGAAGAUGAUGAUGGGGAUGUAGCUGUUGACCAGUUACUGCCUUCAGAAAUGAAUCAGAAACCUGCUCUGGUUGAAACUGAGAGUGAGUCAUUGCAAGCCAAACUUGGUGAAUCCAUUAAAGACAUUCCAGAGAAUAAUGCUUUUGAAAGUGAAGAACUGCCUUGUACAAAGCACAAUUCCUUUGUUCUUGAACCACUGGAAAACAAACCUGAAGUUGCUGAACUAUUACCUUCUGUGCCUGAUACAGUAAGUGUAGAUGUUAUAGAUAAUUCAGCAUGUGUCAUUAAAGGAGAAGAUCAGUCAACAACUACUUCAACUGAGGUUCUCAAAGAAGGUCAUUCGGCAACUAAUUCGACUGAGAUUCUUAAAGAAGGUCAUUCGGCAACAAAUUCAACUGAGAUUUUUACAGAAGGUCAUUUGGUAACUAAUUCGACUGAGAUUCUUAAAGAAGAUUGGUCACAGGAAGAAAAGUUGCCUGAAUUAAUCAAGUCACCUGUUCAGGUAGAGAGUGAAAUAACAAAGGAGACGAGUGUGCAGAAAGAAGUAAAGGAAACAAAACCUGACAGGUCUGAGGUUAGUAGAAAAGCUACACAGCAGGUGGAGGCUGUGGCAACGCCUACAAGGUCCUUGCGAAGUAGAAGUAGUAAAGUGGGUGAAAUCAGUACCCGAGAUAAAGGGGAAUUGGAAUCAAACGUAAAAUGUAAAACGGAAAUGCCUGCAACACCAAGGAGGAGAACAAGAAGAACUGUUAUAGGGAUAGAUGAAAUUGUAGAAACUAAUUUGGGGGAGCUAAAAGGUAUGCAGGUUGAUCGGGAAACUGGCUCUCUCCAUACCACUCCAAGAUCCACUAGGAAAACUAAUACUCGUAGAGCAUGUGACACAAAGGCCAAUUUGCCGGACUCCAAUGUGACACGUAGUGAAACGGUUCCUGUCUUGAGAUCCACAAGAAGAAGCAUUGCUGUUAGACCAGAUACAGAGCAGGCCUUAGACAGUACCUUGAAAACACCACUGAAUCAGCAUGUAGAAGUUACUUCUGUUUCUCAGCGAGCUUCAAGACAAAAAAGAAAUAAACUUUCUGAAGUCAGUGCUCUACUGAACAACCCACUUUCAGUGUUGGAGAUUACUGAGCAUGUACCUGUGGUGCCUACACCUAGCAGACUUACAAGAAGUAGGGCCAAAGGUGCCCACCUUGUGGCAUUAGAAAAUAUUGCUGAAUUGACUUCAAAUGUAAAGAUUACUUUGCCUGUUAAAUCUCAGACAACAAGGAAGCAGCCUGUCAGGAGCAAAGAAACACCAAAGCCUGUGGUCAAAACUGAUAUAGUGAAUGACAGGCAAGAGGAGCAGCUUACAGUGACUGUUACCCACAAACCAACCAGAAGAAAAUCUGGUAAAGACUCAGAAACACAUGAGCUAAUAUUAGCAGAAGAGGAUUCUUUUGCUUUCUCCACUCCUCUCACAAGGUCGUCAAAAAAGUCAAAAGUUGAGAAGACCACAGUGCAGGAUUCCUCUGUGCAGCCACCAGAGUUUCUGUUUUCUACUCCUAUUACAAGGUCUAGAAAACCCAACAAAGCACCCUUGCAGAUAGUGAAAGAGCAGGAUUUGGAUAUUUUGAAGAAUGACACCCCAAAAAUAGAAGAGGUGAGAAAAGAGGAAGGUAAAGAAGAAGAGGAGAAAAUGUGUACCAGAAGCAGAACUACAAGACUUCGAACGAAGAAGAGUUCCGGAGAAACCAAGAAGGCUUCAUGGUCAGCACCACCAGUGGAAAUUGAAUUUCUUUCUCCUUUAGCAAGUCCUUUGGAUUCAUUGUCCAGUAAAAGAAGAGAAGCAGAGGAUGAUGCUGGGUCUGUAGAACAUAAGAUGACACUUCGUCACAAGAGGAAAAAACUGAUCCCAGUAUUUCAAAAGCCAGUCACACGCAGAAAAGUAAACCGACACAAAUAAUGAGAAAUGUUAUUGUUUAAGCGGUUUAAUACUUGGAUGCAGUUUAUAUAUAAGAGUUAUACAGUAUACAGAACUGUGUGAAUUUCCGAAGUUCAUCUAAUUUUCAGGAAAUAAUUUAUAUAAAUUAUUUUAACAUUUCAUGAACAAAUGGUCUGUAAGGGGAAAUUGUAGCUCCAUGUGGAGUAUUGUAACUUUUUUUGUUUUUAGGCAAAUGUUUCACAUUUUAAUUUUGUAAUGAAUCUUCAUACAUUUUAUUAACGUAUAUAAAAUGUAAAUAUUUUUUGACAUUUUAGGGAAGUUAUAAAUAAAAUGUAUACUUGGCAGUUUGAUAUGUUUUUUUUUCAUUUUUGUGAUGGAAUAUUUUGCCAAUGGGGUAAGUGGUACAGUAUAUGCAGUUGUACAUCUUUAAAGUUUGUUUUUACGAUUAUUUUAGACACAAUAAGAUUGUCCAUGAACCUGAGGUACAGUUCAUAGUGGCUCUUGACUGACUUAAGUUGGUACUUAGCCUUGAAUCUCUGCUAGAUACCUGAAACUGUUACUUCUUUGUAAGGAAUUGCCUUCAAUGCUGGGGAAGGCAGUUAUUUUGUAUAAUUUCCCAUGUUCAUCCAAAAGAAAGGAAUUGUUUUGGUUGGAUACAGGAAAGAAGGGUCUCUGGGAGAAGAAGCAGGAGAUUCUGUCUUCAAUUAUUUUUAAAUGAGGGGUAGGAAAUAUUUUAUACCAAGGAUGCUUCUUUUCCCCUGCAACCCAACUUUUCUGUUUAUUUAAGGCAGCCAAUUGCCACCUGAUAAAAUCUGGCCCAGGUACCCCACUGAACCUUGUAACAUACUAAUUUUAUGUCAUGUGAUGCUGCAUCGAGUUAUUUACUUUUGUCACAAUACUUGUAUCAUGUUUCUUUGGUUUCGUCAAGAUAUGCUUGCAGUGCUGCUACAAAUCACAACAAACUGAGAUAGCUCAGCAAAUACUGGUAAGUCAGGCAAAUUUAAAAAAAAUAAAAAGAUUGCUGAAAUUUC
Molecule: messenger RNA, 8341 nt
Organism: Hypanus sabinus (Atlantic stingray)
Lineage: Eukaryota; Metazoa; Chordata; Chondrichthyes; Myliobatiformes; Dasyatidae
Gene: ahctf1
Product: AT hook containing transcription factor 1
Exons: 37
Coding region: 594-7331 (2245 amino acids)
Source: RefSeq, a predicted model, not a curated record